Molecule: messenger RNA, 1319 nt
Organism: Pelobates fuscus (common spadefoot toad)
Lineage: Eukaryota; Metazoa; Chordata; Amphibia; Anura; Pelobatidae
Gene: TRMT10C
Product: tRNA methyltransferase 10C, mitochondrial RNase P subunit
Exons: 2
Coding region: 57-1319 (420 amino acids)
Biological process (GO): positive regulation of mitochondrial translation; mitochondrial tRNA 5'-end processing
Cellular component (GO): nucleoplasm; nucleus; mitochondrion
Molecular function (GO): tRNA binding
Source: RefSeq, a predicted model, not a curated record
AGCGGAAGCGGAAGUCAGUGCAGCAUGCUGUGUUUUUGGAGGAAAGCAGAUGCAUAAUGGCUUUCUGCAUUGUAUCUAAAGUUAGACAUGUUAUUCAAACCAUUAGAUGCAUCUCAGCACAUCAUACUUUUGUUCAAGAAGGAGGAAAUCAAUGGUUAUCAUUAAAUGUCCCUUGUCAAUGGUCACAAUGCAGAACAUUAAAGCUAUACCAAUGUCUGAAGUCUGAGGAUAACAAAUUAGAUCUGGAUGAAUGGAAAUCUAUAAUAAAAUCUGGUACCCAUAGUGUUGAAGUAGAAAAGGAUGCUGAGCCGGUAGAGGAAACCUCUCUAGCUGGUAUGAGAGAAUUGGUAGAAAUGUGGAGACUAGCAGGGAGAGCUGUGCCAGAGUCAAUGAGCAAUGAACAACUGCAAGCCUUAAUGGAUCUUCCCACAGUCACAGGAAGGAAAAAGUACUUGAAGUUCCUCUCCAAAAAGGAACUGGAAAAAAACAACAGACGCAAGAAGAAGCAAGAACUUCAAAAAGCCAGAAUGGAAAGCUUGGAUCAGUUAGAAGUAAAGGAGGAAAGCGAAAUAAAAAAUACCAUGUUUUUAAAGUUCUGGGAUAGCACUAUUGAUAGCUUACAGCGUUGGAGACUUGCACAGGCAAUGCAAUUUGGUCAGCCUCUAGUUUUUGACAUGGUGUAUGAAAACUACAUGUCACGGUGGGAAUUGGAAAACACAGUGGAUCAAUUAAUAAUGACCGAAGGAUGGAAUAGACGAUCUAGAGAUCCUUUUCAUAUACACUUUUGCAGUCUCCAGACUGAUGGCCCAUACCAUAAACAUUUGGAAAAGCGAUACACUGGUUCUUGGGAUAAAGUCUUAGUAACUGCUACUGAGAAAUCUCAUGUUGACAUCUUUCCUAAAGAUCAACUUGUCUACUUAACAGCAGACUCCCCUAACGAGUUAAAGAAAUUUGAUCAUAAUAAAGUUUACAUUGUUGGUUCCUUAGUUGACAAAUGUCAACAGACAGGGUUAUCCUUAGCAAAUGCCAAACGUUUAAAUUUGGCCACUGCAAGGUUACCACUGGACAGAUACUUAAGGUGGGACUGCGGGGCUAAAAAUCUCACUCUUGACCAAAUGAUUUGCAUUCUCCUGAGUUUAAAGGAACAUGGGGAUUGGAAAAAGGCAUUGUCAUUUGUUCCAACACGAAAACAUGAAGGGUUCGUAGAGCGUGGUCAUUCUCAAGAAAAGUCCUUCCGAAAACUGAAAGACUCUGGAGAAUGGGGACAAUCUCGAGACAAGCCUUUGUUUAAAAAAUUCAACAAUGUACAAAAAUGGUAA